UUGCAGAGGCCUUGUUAAAAAUGAAAGAAGCAAGCUGAUUGGUUGCUAUGGGAAACUCUGCAACUUUUCCUCUGGAUAGAUUUUGAUAAAUCUCCCCCAAUAUCUUGAGGGGCAGUGACUAGAAUUCUAAAGCUAUACUCUACCAAGCUAAAGCCAAGUGUCUGCAUUGUAUUCAACUGCAUCAGGAGUAAUGUCACAGUUGUUCACCAAAACCCUGGCUACAGAAGUCUCAUUCCUGGCCUCUGUGUAAGGAACCUACUUCAUUUUAAAAGUACAUUAUAGGGUUUACAAAGGGGCUCUGGGUUACACCACUUAACCACAUGACAUAUCAGGGACUACUACCCUCAUCAUACCAACCCACUCUUACAGCUCUCCUGACUCAACAUUUCUACCUAGAUUAUAGGGUUAAUAGACAGCUCUCAGCCGCAGGUUGUGUAAUGUCCUAUCUGCUGGAACGUGCCCUAUAAAAUACACUUUGAGUUCCCUUUUUGUAUAUCUAGAAGCCAUGGCGUCUGCUGAUCUUAGAGGCGAGCUGCAUCGCUCCAUUUGUAAGGCAGAUAAUGUAGGAAAAUGUUUACUGUCUACUCAGCCACAUCAGAAGAAGAUCAUCUAUUGCACUUACUGUGUGGACUCUCCUGUACCUGCUGUGAGAUCCUGUCUAAAGUGUGAGGCUUCUCUGUGUAAUAAACACCUGAAAGUUCACAGCAAGGGACUAGAUCACGUCCUGAUUGAUCCCUGCAGUUCCCUGAAAAACAGGAAAUGCUCCUUCCAUAAGGAACUUUUAAGGUACUAUUGUACUAAGGAUGGUAUCUGUAUCUGUGUGUCCUGCAGUCUGAUUGGAAAACACAAAACACAUGAAAUGGAGUCUCUAGAUGUGGCCUCUGAGAAGAAGAAGAAGAAGCUGAGAAAUGUUCUGCAGAAUCUGAUCACAAAGAGAGAGAAGACUGAGGAAAGAGUCCGGUGUCUGGAGGAACGCUGGAGAAAAGCUCAAGAAAAAUCAUCUGGAGAAGCGGAGAGAGUCACUGCCCUGUUUAUAGACAUCAGGAGACGGCUGGAUGACCUGGAGAAGAGGAUCCUGAGUGAGAUCUCCAGGCAGGAGGAGAAGAUGUCACUGUCUGAUGUCAUCCAGAAGCUGGAGAUAAAGAAGGACGAGCUGUCCAGGAAGAUGAGGGACAUUGAGGAGCUGUGUAACAUGACGGAUCCACUGACUGUCUUACAGGAUCCAUACACAGGUGACUUGUGUGAUCCUGAGGAGGGGGGAGGUGAUGAGGACACAGGGGGACAUGAUACCACACAUGAUGUGGAUGUGAUUACAGGGAUGUUACAUGCCGGUUUCUCUGAUAUAGUGACAUAUCUACAGACCAUCGCACCCCCCAAACCAAAGAGGCUACAGCCCCCCAGCAUCCCAUCUCUGCCCAGUCAUACACAAGCUUCACCUGUGUCAGGUCCACAAUAUGGGGGCGAUGGUGUAAUAGUCAGGACUGGGGGGGAGGGGGCAGCUGCAGGAGAGGGAGAGGUCUAUGGGCAGGGUCCUGCAGACAUAUUACUGGAUGUAAACACAGCUGGUAACAAUCUCCUUAUAUCAGACGACAUGAAAACUGCAACCUGGACAAAUGCAAAGCAGAAUCGUCCAGAAACAGCAGAGAGAUUCCAGAAGGAUCAGGUGAUGAGCAGCGGGAGAUUCUCCUCAGGACGACAUUACUGGGAUGUGGAGGUCAUUGAGGCAGAGCAGUGGAUGGUGGGGAUGUGUUAUCCCAGUAUAGACAGGAGGGGACGUCAGUCAGGUAUUGGAAAUAAUAACAAGUCCUGGUGUUUAUAUGGAGGGGAGUUUUAUAAUGAACAGUAUAUGGUGGCACAUGACAGUAAAGGUAUCAAGUUACCUCACGAGAUCUCCAGUGAUAGAUUCAGGAUCUGUCUGGAUUAUGAGGCCGGGCAGCUGUCCUUUUAUGAGCUGUGUGACCCCAUCAGACACUUACACACCUUCACCAUCACCUUCACCGAACCCCUUCAUGCUGUAUUAUGGGUAUUGGGGGGUUCUAUAACGAUAUCAGGGGAAGGAGCAGCUGUGAGGAGCCAUAAUCAUAGAGGAAAUCUGUCCAAAUCUGUCUGAUUGCGGGGGGGUCCCAGCAGUCAGACCCCCUACGAUCAGACACUUAUCAUACACAGUGCUGUAGCUCUCCACGCAUAUGGAGUGGGGGUCGACACGCAUCCUUCAUUUAUCUCUAUAGGAAAGUUGGAGAUACCUGAUUACAGCCUUUGGGACUAUUAACCCUUAGAGGACACAGGACAUACCUGUAUCCUUUGGCUGCCCGACACUUGGCACACCAAGAUGAACAUGUAUGUCCUGAGUCCUGUCUCCGCUAUAAGGGGAGCUCACUUCAUAGACCCUGCUAUCAGUAGCUGUUGAGCCGCCAGUAAUGGCGGACAUCAGAGAUCACACUGUUACCCACUAAUAACCCUUCAGAUGCCAUGAUCAAUACUGAUCAUGGCAUCUGAAGUAUAAAAGGAAUGGGGUUCAAAGAGUAAAGAUGGCCGCUGAAGCUCCUCUCACCUGAACA
Messenger RNA from Hyla sarda, 2558 nucleotides. RefSeq names its product tripartite motif-containing protein 14-like. The record is from RefSeq and is a predicted model, not a curated record. Lineage: Eukaryota; Metazoa; Chordata; Amphibia; Anura; Hylidae. The coding region runs from base 506 to 2110 and encodes 534 amino acids. The transcript has a single exon. Gene Ontology annotation, molecular function: zinc ion binding; protein binding.